Messenger RNA from Alligator sinensis (Chinese alligator), 668 nucleotides. Its product is annotated as sphingosine-1-phosphate lyase 1-like. Gene Ontology annotation, cellular component: endoplasmic reticulum. Gene Ontology annotation, biological process: sphingolipid catabolic process. Gene Ontology annotation, molecular function: sphinganine-1-phosphate aldolase activity. The record is from RefSeq and is a predicted model, not a curated record. Lineage: Eukaryota; Metazoa; Chordata; Crocodylia; Alligatoridae. The coding region runs from base 72 to 653 and encodes 193 amino acids. The transcript has 6 exons.
AGGGAUGGCGAGGUGAUGGCCCUGCCUGUCGCCUCAGUCGGGACACCUUUCCCUAUAAAGACAUCAUCUUGAUGUACUUAGAAAAGGCUAGGAGCUUUGUGAAUGGACAGUGUGAAGGAGUUGAGCCCUGGAAAUUGAUUGGAUUAACUUUUGCUUCUACUCUAAUAUUGGUAUGGAUGCAUAAUUUCCUCUUCCAACCAGAGAGUUUAACAUCAAGAAGUAAAAAGCAGUUCUUUAAACUCAUCAGGAAAAUGCCAAUUGUUGGAGGCAUAAUACAGAAGCAGAUAAACAAGGCUUUGGAUGAUGUAACCUCUAGUUUGCCCUUCCUGAAAGAUGAAAAGGGUUAUAUCAAAACACUGCCAGCACAAGGCAUCAGCCAAGAUGAGUUACUAGAGAAGAUAAAAGACUACAGCUCAAUGAGUGAAGUACAUUGGGAGGAUGGAAAAGUCUCUGGGACAGUGUAUAGUGGUGAAGAGAAACUCACCAAUCUGCUAGUGAAGGUGUAUGAGAAGUUUGCAUGGAGUAAUCCCCUUCAUCCCGACAUAUUCCCCGGUUUGAGGAAGAUGGAAGCAGAGGUGGUGAGGAUGGCAUGCACACUCUUCCAUGGGGGACCCAGUUCCUGUGGUGUUGUAAGUCGUCCACUUAACACAUGACCCUUCUAACUGGAU